Messenger RNA from Acanthosepion pharaonis, 1038 nucleotides. NCBI's taxonomy places the organism in Eukaryota, Metazoa, Mollusca, Cephalopoda, Sepiida, Sepiidae. The record is from the annotation of a GenBank genome assembly.
AUGGUUCUUGAUGUGGGCCAAUUAGCAAGAGUGCCAACAGAUCCCAAGCCUUUGGGGACUGCAGCUUUCACAGCCAUGAAAUUCUUUGCCACCUCAUAUUCCAAAAGAGUUUCCAUGACCCUUUCUGGUGCUAUUCCGUAUUUUUUUUCUUUCUUGUUUUUCUUCUUCAUUUUCUGCAAUAAAUCAGUUAUCUUUUAUUUUUAUUUCUUUCUUCAGAGGUUUCUAACUUUUCUUUAUUUUUAUUUUAUUUUUCUACAUCAAAUUCUAUGUCGCUUUCUUUUUUUCCUUUUUGUUUUCUUUUAUGAGUUUUCUUUCUUUUUCUUUGGUGAAUCUAAUGACUUUCUUUUCUUCUUUUUACAUUUUCUUUUCUUCUUCAAUGAUAGCCAAAUCUUCUGUUUUUCCUGUGAAGGACUUUCUUUUCUUCUUUUUCAUUUUUUUUUUUUUUUUUCUUCAUUUCUCAUAAUUAAAUUUUUAAUUUUCUUUUCUUCGAAAGAGUUUUCUAAGGGUUCAGUCUUUUUCUCUAAUGAAUCAUUUGCUCAUCUCUGUAUUUUCUUCUUCUUUCAUUACUACAGGUUCAUUUUUUCUUUUUUUUUCUUUCUUUCUUUCUUUCUUUCUUCUUCAUUUCUCCAAAUUAUUUUUCCUUUCUUCUUUUCUUCAGAUUUCCCAAGUUUUCUUUCUUUCUACCUCUCUUAUGAAGCUAAGGAUUUAAUUAUUUCUUUUCUUCUUCAAAGAUAUUCAAAUUAUUUUUCUUCUUUUCUUCUCCAUUCCUUUUCGUUUUCAUUUCUGCAAAUUUCGUCUUUUCUUUCUUUGAAGUUUUAUCAAAAUCUUUUUUUAACUUCUUCUUCUUCUUCUUCUUCUUCUUCUUCUUCUUCUUCUUCUUUCAUUCCUUUUGUGCUUUUUCUUCGUUUUUCAUCUCUUUUUUUCCUUCUCCUUGUUUAUUCAUCUGUCUUCUUUCUCCAUUUAGUAUUUUCUUCUUUCUCUCUUUUUGUUCUUUUUCCUUUCUAUCUUCUUACUUCUGUUGGUUACCGCUUUGCCUAA